Molecule: messenger RNA, 3761 nt
Organism: Aedes albopictus (Asian tiger mosquito)
Lineage: Eukaryota; Metazoa; Arthropoda; Insecta; Diptera; Culicidae
Exons: 12
Coding region: 884-3349 (821 amino acids)
Biological process (GO): protein histidyl modification to diphthamide
Molecular function (GO): diphthine-ammonia ligase activity
Source: RefSeq, a predicted model, not a curated record
CUUUCAAGUGUCAGAAAAUUUGGGAAGAGUAUCGCGUGGUAGGCGGUGUUCCUCCUUUUAUUGAAGACAAAAAAGGCACAUUUUCUUCAGUGAGAAUAACAAACAGUAUGGAAAUUUCUCAUCGGUUGCAUCGAUAGGGAAAAGUGCGGCAUCCGCUUGUGAUCGUUGGACGGGUUUUGCGUGCAACAAAUUAUUUUUACAUUGUGCAACGGGAGACAGAUUUAUGGAGCCAUCAUCAUAGCCGUAUAAAACAGCUGUUCCCCCAGCUCGGUAGAAAGUAGCAUUUUGAGAUCACGCGCCCCAUCAUCCCCGCAGUCGACUGCAGACCCGGCGCUAUCAGUUCAUUAUAGUUGAGGAGGAGUUUCUCUACACCACCCCGGCCGCCGAACGAUAAGCCUUAUCUCCCCUCGGUUCGGCUUUCGUCCAAGUGCUAAAAAGUAGCAAUCUCAGCAGGCAUCUGCAUCGCCAGAAUAGACAGAUGAAGCAUCAGCUCAGCAGUGAUUGUGUCUGUCUGCACAAGUGAUUUGCAAGCAACUCGUUCUCCCCCGCCUGCUUACUCGCUGGCUGCCGUCAUCGGUCGGUCGGUCGCGGUUGUUUCUCGUCGUCAUCAUCGCAGUAGUCUGUCGCCUCGCCGCCAAAGCGAAAGAACCGCGCGCGCGAGGGAAGGCAAGUGAAGGUCGUUCGGAUUCGGAAGAGUGAAGUCAACUGCGGAGAACUCGCCUCGGUGGAAAACAGCAGCUGGAAUCCGAAUCCGGGAUCGGGAUUUGGAAGAAAUGCGGAUCAUAGCAAGCGCGACGAGUUAUCCUUGUUUUUUAUUUGUAGUGUUUUUCGUUGAUUUUAUUUGUGAUAAUUGUACGGGAAGAUCCACCGUAAGCACUUAACCAUGCGGGUCGUGGCGCUUGUGAGCGGUGGCAAAGACAGCACCUACAAUAUGAUGCAAGUGACUGCCGAAGGGCAUCAGGUGAUCGCCCUGGCCAACCUGCAUCCGAAAGACAAAGACGAAUUGGACAGCUACAUGUACCAGACGGUGGGCCACCAGGGCAUCGAAAAGCUAGCCCAAGCCAUGGAACUCCCCUUGUACCGGAAGAUAACGCGAGGCAAUUCGAUCAACACCAAAGGCAACUACGAACCGACCGAGGACGACGAGGUCGAAGACCUGUACGAGUUGCUGCGGCAGGUUAAGGAGGAGCAAAACGUCGAGGCCGUUGCCGUCGGAGCCAUUCUGUCCGAUUACCAGCGGGUUCGGGUGGAAAAUGUCUGCAACCGUCUCCAGUUGAUCUCCCUGGCCUACCUGUGGCGACGGGAUCAAACAGAACUGCUGCAGGAGAUGAUCGACUGCCAGGUGUACGCGAUCAUCAUCAAGGUGGCCGCCCUGGGACUGAUCCCCGAUAGACAUCUGGGCAAAUCGCUCAAAGAGAUGCAACCGCAUCUGCUCAACAUGAAGGACAAAUACGGGUUGAACGUGUGUGGCGAGGGUGGCGAGUACGAGACCUUCACCCUGGAUUGUCCCCUGUUCAAAAGUCGCAUCGUCGUUGACGAUGUUCAGACGGUGAUCAGUUCGGCCGAUCCGGUCUGCCCGGUAGGGUACCUGAACUUCACCAAACUACGGCUAGUGCCAAAGGAACGGGUAGAAACGGUGGUGGUGAAGAACUCGCUGGACUUUAUUGCUGAUCUCAACGAAAGUAGCUAUAGCGAUCUGAGCGAUCCGGACCUGAGCGAAACGGAGCUGGAGCUGAUCGAGAAGGUGACCAAUGCCAAAGUGGCCACGACGAUGCGCAAUUCCUUCAGCAAGGACGACUUGAACACCGUUGCGGACGGAAUCGGUGGAGUUUCGCGCAGCAAUAGCAUUACCAAAGAUUUCGCCACGGAAGUAAUUCAGCUGCCGCGGUCACCGGUUAAGAUCAUUACCAAACGGCUUAGCGUGGAUGGCAAUGACAGUGGCGGCGUAGAUGGUACCAAGUUGGUGUACAAACGGGAACGGGAACCACUGACGAAUCAACCCCGGGCGAUCGUCAACUCCAAAGGGUGGAUGUGGGUAGCAGGGGUGCAAGGAGUUGCGGAAACAUCUAGUCAGGCGAUGGAAAUCGCUCUACAAACAUUGGAAGACCUUAUAACCUCAAAUUCUUUUACACUACGUCAGAUAUGCUACAUUACCUUGUACGUGCGAGACAUGAAUGAGUACUGCUAUCUCAAUGAGAUCUAUUCGAACAAAUUUAGCUUCACGAAUCCUCCAACAAGGGUUUGCGUAGAAUGCCCUCUUCCCGAAAAUUGCCAUGUCGUAUUAGAAGCUGUCGCGUUCAAUUCGGAAAAGUCAAUCUCCGAACUGGAACAUAAAAGACACACGAUGCAUGUACAAGGUAUCUCUCACUGGGCUCCGGCUAACAUCGGCACUUACAGUCAGUCGACGAAGGUGGGUCACAUAACCUACAUUUCGGGUCAGAUUGCGCUCGUGCCGGGCAGUAUGACCAUCGUCGAGGGUGGAAUCAAGCAGCAGUGCAAGCUGACGCUGCGUCACGUUAGUCGGAUAGCAAAAGCCAUGCAUGCCCAGGGUCAGCUGCGGGAUGUCGUUCAGGGCAUUUGUUUUGUGACCCAUCCGAGUUACAUCUCCGAAGCCCGGCGGCAGUGGGAACGACGGACGGCGAACGCAAUCAUGGAUUACAUAGUAGUGCCGGCACUACCUCGCGGAGCCCUUGUUGAGUGGCAGGUCUGGGCCCAUACGCACAACGAUAAGUUUGAUUAUGAAGAGACUGGCUGUUCCAUAGGAGAUUAUUCAAUUUCGAUAAGAAGACGCUGGAAUUAUGAGAACAAUUGCGCAUCAGUAGUGUGCUACGUUUCUACUGGCCUAGCAACAUCAACGACCAAACUGGCGGAAUUGAGUGACGACUUUCUGCAACACCACAAUCAACUGGCCCAGAGCAUCAGUCGGGAACAGAUCCACGAUACGAUAGCCUACGUGCUGCGGAAGCUGCUCCAAGAUUACCCGGUCGGGAUCAGUCCCACCAAUGAGUCCGGGUCGUCAUCGUCCGACGAACAAAACAACCAUCAAAACAAUCACCACAACCACCAGCAUCAUCAUCAUCCGCACUAUCAUCAUCAAGUGAGUCACCAUAGGACCACCACGGAUGGGGCAGAACCCUCCGCCUUCGAUAGCGGUAAACCGACCGUUCACCUGCGCUUCUUCUAUCAGGUAUCGGCGAUUGGCUCCGUCCAGUCGCUCGUGGAAGCAAUCGAAAGUUUUCUCAGCUUACCGUCCAACACGGCUCGGAUCGCGUACACCGUUGUUCCGGCGUGCCAUUUGCAAAAUUUUAGCACCUUUAUAUCGAUUUGUGGCCUGCGGCAUCACGAGUAAAUUUUUGGUAGAGGCGCUUUGUUUGCUAUCACAUUUUUUUUACACAACUACGACGUUUUCCAAUUUUACGUGUUACUCAAAGCUAAAGUUUAAGCAUAUUGAUCCAGAGCAGAUGUAAGAAGUCUUUAAGCAUACGAGUUGAAGAUAACCAAGAGGAGGGAAUACCCUGCUGAUGUUGCGACGUACUAAAAUAAAUAAGGAAGUGAAUAAAGAAAAAGUUUAAAACAAAUUUAUAUGAAAGCUCUUACUGGGGCAAAAAAACGACGAACGGAAUAUUUACGAAGAAGGAACCUAAGCGCAGACGGAUUGUUCAUAGAAUGCUACUCUUAUUCAAAGUCAGCUAAAAGUAUAUAUAGUAUAUUGAAUGUUAAAUAAAGAAAAGUAAAUUGAAGAACCAAUGCCACACAAGUAA